GCGUGGGCGGUGCAGGGGAGCCGGCAACAGCGCCAACGGGAGCGGCCGGUGGUGUGCAACCCACGACCAGUAGCGCUAAUGCUCAGACGGUCAAGGUCGCUUCGAGCGUGAUGAUCCCCGGUACAUCCGCCUACGCCCUUCCUCCUGCCUAUGCGACCAACCGAAAGAUGGGUGCCAUGUCGUUUGACCAGAUACAAGCACAGAAUGAGGAACUCUCUCAUCAACGCGCUGGCCAGGGCAAGGACCGCGAGGAAGUCGACCUCGUCGAGCUCGGCGUCGGCUUCACGGUCAACCCGGUCGCCAGGAUGAUCAAGCGGAACAACAAGUGCAUGAUGUCCCGGGAUUGGAAGACGGUCUGGAGAGAGAUCCAAUUCACCCGAGCGCUCGAACGGGUUGAACAGCUUAAAGACGAGGGGGCUUGGAGUUUCAGGCAGAUGAAAAAGUUUAGAGGACCGCCCUUGUCCGGAGGGAAGAGUCAUUGGGAUUGGCUGUUGGACGAGAUGAGAUGGAUGCAGGCGGAUUUCAAAGAGGAGAGGAGAUGGAAGAUUGUCCUUGCGCAAGAGAUGGCGCAAGAGGUACGACGGUGGCACAAGGCGAGCGACGUCGAUCGGGCGAGGAUGAUGGUUGGUGGUAGAGGGUGGGGUCAGAAGCGUUAUCACAAUGGACGGCGGGGUGGCAGUGGGGACGGCAUGGACGUCGACGAGGACGCAGACGGUGCACAGCGGAUCGGGCAGGCGAACGAAGCGGAGGGCGCUGACGAGGUGCUGGAAGGUAUCUUGGAAAGGGAUCGUGACGUCGAGGUCGCCAAGGAGCAUAUUCAAGAGGCAGGCAAGGCGGAGCAACCCGUCGAGAAACCCAAGGAGGAGGCGGACGAUGAUGCCGAGGGCGAAGAAGAUGGUGAUGGUGAGCCAGAUGAGGAUGCCGAAGGAGAAAAGGACGAGGAAGAUGAAGAUGCCGCCGGUGAGGUCGAUGACGAGAUGGCGUUCCCUGGCACAGAGGAUGUGGUGAUGACUGAAGGCGUUGAUCCUGCCGUCGGGGACCGAGCGCAGUCGGCCUUGAGGAAUAGCGCACUUGGACCCGCAGCGUUCGGCCAGAACGACACCUUGAUGGCAGAGCAGGAUCCGCCGAACCCGAUCGAUGACCGGGAAGUCUUUGUGGCGGCUGCUCCUGCUGUUCGGAAACCUCUCCUCGAUAUCGAUCCUUCUGCCGUCGUGGUGGACAUCAAGUCGCUCAUCAGCCAACAGGCAGCAGCCAAGAACGUCGCCGUACCCGAAGACGUCAUCCUGGCGGAUCUCUUCCCGGAUCUCAGUGUCUACACUGGCCCGGUCAUGAACGAGAACAAGGUGGAAAAGCGAUCCGAUGAGAGUGCAGGCCGUCUCACCCAUACGACCAGGCUCAUGGAUAUCAGGCCGGUCAUUGUCAGCUCGAUCCAGCCUUCGCUUACCAGGCGCCCUGACGGGAAAUGGCAGCACAUUGACCAGGGCUUCCUGCACGAGCCUGAAGACGAUCUGGAAGAGUUUCGGUUUGAUCCUGCCGCUUACCCAGCUCCCAUUUUCGAGGGCAAAAAGGCCAGACCCAUCGUCGACGUCUCUCAAAACCGAGCCCCUGAACAGCCUCGGAACGCUGCCAUUCGCAGCGCCACCGUUCUUUGGGACGAGCAGGACGACGACAUGCUCUUGCGACUCAUUCGCGACUAUGCCUGGAAUUGGCGGCUCAUCGCAGACUUGUUCAAUUCCGCUCGAGGUACCAUCUCGACUGACAAGCGGAGUGCUUGGGACUGCUACCAUCGAUGGGACCAAAAGUGGGGACCGACAUCCAAAGCCACCGCAGCAGCCAAUGCCACAGCUCAGGGUGAACCGGUCCUCACGCCGGCUCAGCAGGAGUUUCAGCAAGCACGAGCUCAAGCUCAAGCCAUUGCGAUUGCCAAUCAUGCUCAAUCAGGUGGCACAGGCCCACCACCUGUACCUGUGCUGCCGCCAGCUACCAUGACGACACCUUUGGCAGCACCAGCAGUCCCAGGCGCGGUUCCGAACACGACUCCCAUACCGACUUCUGCUGUGCCGGCUUCUGCGGUAGCGACGUCGGUGACGGCCGGAGACGAGAGUGUCGAUUUGAGCGGGGUGACUUCACCCGGAGCUGCCAGGAGAGAAGCCAAGCUGCAAAGGGAAGCUCGAUAUCAAGGGUCCAAGCGAAAGGUCAGGAACAACACCAUGCGCGAUGCGAUUCGGAGGUCACAGAAGAGGCGAGAGAUCAACCGAAAGAACAACAUCCGCGAGACUAUCGACGGGCAGCAAGUUGUCAACGUACACGAGAGUCAUAGCGGUUUCUUGCCUCAGCGAGGUGUGCCGGUUCCGACGCCACAGGAGUUGAGCCAGUUGCAGUACGAGCGCGUCCUUGCCGAGCACGAAAAGUCUCGCAUGACUUCGCGUUUGGCCGAACAAAGACAGCAGCAGCUCGUACAACAGCAACGUAUGCAUCAAGCUCAGAUGCAGCAACAGCAGCAGCAACAACAAGCACAGCAACAGGCUCAAGCUCAAGUUCAAGUUCAGGCUCAAGCUCAACAACAGCAGGGUCAACCUCAGAACCAGCACCAACAACAGAAUCAGCAGAAUCAGCAGCAACAUCAGCAACAUCAACAGCAGCAGCAACAACAAGCUAGAUCGUCGCAAACGCCACAAUCUCAGUCGAACGGACCUUCUCCCGCGCCUCGACUUACUGCUCCCGCUCCUGUCGGCGCAGCUGGCCAUCAACCUCCGACUCCAGGUGCUGCUCAGCAGAUAGCGAUGCAACAGACGCAAAUGGUCACUCAGGCGUUGCAGGUGGCUGCUCAGCAACAGCUGCAGCAACAGCAGGGCUCGAACGGCAAUGGCGGGCAGGCGAACUCCACCGGACAGGUCCCGAUGCCCGGGCAGAUCCCGAACCCGGUCGGCGGACCUGCAGGUCAGGGUCAGCAACAACCGAGAGCACAGAUCACAGGACCAAACGUGAUCACAUUGUCGAACGGUUCGCGAUUGACGGUGCCCCCGCAGGGAUCUCCCAAUAUGCAACGUCUUCAGAACCAUCUCAACCAACAGAGGACCACUGGUGUACUGGCCGGCUCUCCUGCGAACACGCACCCCGUACAAGGACAACCGCAAGGGCAACCCCAAGGUUCUCCUCAUAUGCCACCCACACCUCAACCAGGCGGAUCGAGACCUGCCUCGCGCACGAGCCAGACCAGCGGACCCAACCAGGCCGGCCAAGGUAACCCUACAGGACCCGCACGACCCGGUCAGAAUCGGCCCACCGGUGGACCUGGUAAUCCGACGGGAAUCCCACCUGUUCCUAGGCAGAUCAUGGCCAUGGGCAAGAACCCUAUCCCCGCCUCGCCAGACUUUAUCAACAAGUUGUUGGCCAAGGCUGGACUGCAGAGUCUGGCUAAUAUACCUCUGAUCCCGCCCCCGGAGGGACAACAAUGGACUAAAGAUCAGGUCACUCAGCUACAAGUCGAGUAUCUACACAACCUCGCCAUGGCGCAGACGGCCAAGGCGGCAGAAGACGCCGCCAGAGCUCGAGCGGCGCAGCAGGGAGGUCGUCCGGGAACCCCAGGGUCUGGUCCAGGCAGUGCUGCGGGGAAUAGUUCAACGGGAGCCAAUACGCCAACCUAUGGAAAUCCGAACAACGGGGUUGGGGGCGGGAGCGCCCACAACGGUAACAGCAACAAUCAUAACGCUGGCGGUUCCAAUACCUUUACGAAUACCAAUUCCAAUACCCGCAACAAUCCUGCUACGAACAACAGUGGAACCGCUAACAACACCAGUGGACCGCCAUCCACCGCCUCGAUUCCCGUUCCCAAUCAGACGGGCAACGUAGCCGCGCCCAGCAAGCCCGUGACGCAGAUCAACCCAACCCAGACUACCGGGAAUGCUAACCAAGCACCUGGGCCGAAGAACGCUGGCAAUGCCAAGGCUGGCAGCAGUAAUAACAGCAACAAUGCGGCGGUUGGCGAAUCGACGUCCACCUCGAAACAGCACGCGACCGCAACACCGACCGCCACGCCAAAGCCCAAGACAACAUCGACAACGUCGACAUCGACAUGAGAGAGACAGACACAAUAUACUCGUCAUCUGGCAUCGAAGCGUUGUAUUCUGUCGAAAUUAUAGAUCGUUGUAACAACCACUGUAGCUGUAUAGCUGAGAGUCUGAUUGCAUCGUGUAUACUGCGCUCUCAUCGGGCAUAUUCCGGGUUGACGACCGUGUGACGCCAUUUCCCCUCGGGAUCGUUUGAUCGCUUGCGGCGAAUUCGACAUCGAGAGAGAGUGGGGUACGGCGUGGAGC
Molecule: messenger RNA, 4316 nt
Organism: Filobasidium floriforme
Lineage: Eukaryota; Fungi; Basidiomycota; Tremellomycetes; Filobasidiales; Filobasidiaceae
Exons: 5
Coding region: 111-4079 (1322 amino acids)
Source: RefSeq, a predicted model, not a curated record